UUGUCUGUGGAGUUAGUCCAAAGAGAGUACUGAUUUUUAUUCUUACUUACGAAUUUUUCAUAUAAUUUUCUAAGUGAUUAGUUUCUUACUAGUGAAUUGUUGUAUUCAAUCAUGGACGACGAUUUACCGACCGAUUUCCAGGUCAUCGUCAUUGGCACAGGUAUGGUGGAAUCAAUAGUGGCCGCCGCCUGUAGCCGAAUAGGCAAGAAUGUUUUACAUCUGGAUUCCAGCGACCACUAUGGGGGUCUGUGGGCUUCCUAUAACUUUGAGGGGCUUCAAAAGUUUUUGAAGGAAGUGAAUGCAGACCCUAAGAGACAACCACAAGUUUAUAAUUUAACUGAAAAGUGGUACAUUGAAAAAGAAUCUCCACAAGAAGAAAUAAAAGAGGGAGAAGAGAACAAGACUGAUGAUAGCAAAGCGGAGGCUAAAAAAGUAUGGAGCCAGGCGACCUUCGCCGCCGAGUAUAGGAAAUUUAACAUUGACAUGACACCAAAGCUUCUGUUCUCCCGCGGCCCUCUUGUCGAGCUGCUGAUAUCCUCGAACAUCGCUCGCUACGCGGAGUUCCGUUGCGUGACCCGCGUGUUGACCUGGCUAGACGACCGCCUUGUGCCCGUCCCGUGCUCUCGCGCCGAUGUCUUCGCCACUGAAGCCGUCAGCAUCAUAGAGAAACGGAUGCUGAUGAAAAUGCUCACCUCCAUUGUCGGAUACAAUGAGGAGGAGAUGAACAACGAAUUUAAAGAUUGGAAUGACAAAACCUUCAAAGAGUACCUCACACACAAAGGUCUCACCCCAAACCUGAUCCACUACGUGCUAUACGCCAUCGCUGGGGGCACCGACGCCAUGCCCUGCUUGGAAGGAGUUAAAGAGUGCAAGAAGUUUCUUAUGAGUCUCGGCCGCUAUGGCAACACGCCCUUCCUUUGGCCUAUGUACGGCAGUGGUGAACUGCCUCAAUGUUUUUGCAGGCUCUGCGCCGUAUUCGGUGGCGUGUACUGCCUGAACCGGCCAAUAGACAAGGUGGAAACGAAGACCGUCGACGAGGGGAAGACCAUGGUAGUCAUUGAAACCAAAAACAAGACUGUCAACUGUGAACACCUCGUGAUCGGCAUCAACGAAUGCCCCAAGGAGUUUAUGUCUUCAGAACCGGCUGAGAGCUCGGACAUCUCUAGGGCUGUGUUCAUAACGAAUGGAACUAUAAUGUCGAGCGAAAAGGAGCCCUUGACCCUGUUGAGGUUCCCUCCACUCAAUGAGGGAGAUAACGCUGUGACGGUGCUCGAAGUUGGGCCGGCAACGGGAUCUUGCCCUAAGGGAUUGUUUGUGGUGUACUUCAUCACGAAGAAGGUGAAAGAUGCCGAGAGCGAUUUAAAGGCGUACGCUGAGAAGGUUUUCGAUAUGUCCGGCGGAGACCAGACCCAGGCCUCUGACAAACCCAAGUGCCUGUGGUCGCUGUUCUACAACGUGGUGGACCGCAGCAGCGCCGUGGCGAGCAACUCCGGCGCCGUGCACGCGUGCGCCGGGCCCGACGCCGGCCUCGACUUCGACCGCGCCGUGCUGCAGGCCGAGCAAAUCUUCAAGCGGAUCUGCCCCGGCGAGGAGUUCCUGCCGCGCGCCCCGGACCCAGAGGAGAUCGUGUUCGAGGAUGACGUCACGCACGGGCCCGAGUUCCGCCGGGAGCAGGGCGACGACGACGGCGACGCCAAGGAGUAGUCGCCGGCGGCUAAUUAGUGUUUCCAAUUAAACAGUGCGUUUGAACGUGCAGGUUUGACAUGCCAGUAUUCUUGAUGUUACAGUAUAAAACUUCUUACGCUGGAAUAUUUGAAUUUAUUUCUAGCAAUUUAACUCCUCAUGACUGGGUCUGGCUUGGUUGUUGUUUAAUCAGAGUUAAUAUGCGAGUUACAAACUGUAUGUUUAAAGUGGUAUAUAGUAUUCGAUAAUUUAUAAGAUUCUUCAUUAAAUUUCUCAUAUCACCAGUAUUAAAUAUGAAUGGUAAAGACAACAGUUUACAUGUAUUGAGAAAAAGCUUUAUACUGCUAAAGAACAGGCGUCAGUUAAAACCUGCAUCCUCCUAGAAAGAAACGUUAAACCGGCUUUUUAUUAUUAUCUAUUACGCUUAAAGCGAUAUCAUGCUCUCCAUUUGCACUGCGAUUGUUUUUCGAGCAACGGUUCCUCUUUCUAGGCCUGGUAAACAUACGAUCAAACGCACUGAAUACAGCUAAGGUGUAAUCUCAGUAAGGUUUAUACGCUUUGGUCGCUUGACUCGUGCAUUCCGACUGGUGCGUGCGGCAUGUAUAGGGACGCCGGUUGUGCAACAUACUCGUAGGAUAGAGAAAUCAUGAAAUUUUACACCUUCCGAGUUUACUUACUUAUAUUGGUUUAUAAAACAUUCAAGUCAGUGUAAGGUUAGCAUUAUCAAUUAUUCUGUGGUAUACGAAGAAAUUGAAUUGAAACAUUUUUCUAUUCAAAUUUAAACUUAGAAAGAUUUUGUUUUUUAUUAAAAUUAGCUAGUGAAGUGAAGCCGUUCCUUUUAAAUGAGAACAUUUGGCAGGUUGAGAAGGUCGAAAGCGGGAAAUGGAGGUUGCUUUGAGAACAAGCUAAGUUAUCUUGUGGAAAAUGGCAAGAUUAAACUCGUAGCGUUGACUAUUUGAGCUUUGAAUUGCACUUGUGAUGUGACGCGAUCCGAUCGAAUUAUUUAUGUAUGGAAAUGUAGGUAAGAACACGCGACUUAAAGUGGCUGUUUCCUGUUCUCGCGAAAUUGUCCUAAGGAUUCAGCUACCGAACUGAGGAUCUUUUGUGUCAUUUAUUUGGUCCAUAGAACUUGAGGAUUUCGAUGUUCAAUGUUAACAAGUUACUAUCAGCAUUCCAUAAUGAAUAAUGUUUGUUUAGUAAUUUCAAGUAUUGUAUUAACAAAAAAAGCCUUGGAAAUAUGUUUUAAAACAUAUUGAUAAGAAUAUGCUCUCUUUAGAGUACACGCAUGGCGAUUGAUAACACGCAAAACCAAAGUAUUAGGUACAGACAACAGCAUAUCAAGAUGUCUAGAUUAAUAAUUAUUUAGUUGGUAACCAAUUGGCAAGAAAUAAUGGCGUGAAAGGCUGGUGGGUAGCCUUAUGUACUGUUGUCUGUAAAAUCGAUUUAUACGAUGAGAAGUAAGCAUGUGCAAUGCUAGAAUUAGUUGGCUAGGAUGCAGUUUUAAAAUGUUAGGUUAACAUUUUGGACGCACCAGUCUAAAGCAUAGAUUGUAGCACUUUUUUUAUUAUUAUUUAAAUUAUGUAGCACUUAAAUAAUAUUUAUUAUUGAUGAAAAUAAUCAUGCCUGUUCAGCUUGUGCAUUUAUAAUUCCAAUAAAUUGUGAUUAUUAGAA
Molecule: messenger RNA, 3354 nt
Organism: Amyelois transitella
Lineage: Eukaryota; Metazoa; Arthropoda; Insecta; Lepidoptera; Pyralidae
Gene: Rep
Product: rab proteins geranylgeranyltransferase component A 1
Exons: 9
Coding region: 112-1704 (530 amino acids)
Biological process (GO): protein geranylgeranylation; small GTPase-mediated signal transduction; vesicle-mediated transport
Cellular component (GO): cytosol; Rab-protein geranylgeranyltransferase complex; nucleus
Molecular function (GO): GDP-dissociation inhibitor activity
Source: RefSeq, a predicted model, not a curated record